This is a messenger RNA of Nymphalis io (European peacock), 2292 nucleotides long. RefSeq names its product medium-chain acyl-CoA ligase ACSF2, mitochondrial (gene Acsf2). Gene Ontology annotation, biological process: fatty acid metabolic process. The transcript has 12 exons. The coding region runs from base 42 to 1787 and encodes 581 amino acids. NCBI's taxonomy places the organism in Eukaryota, Metazoa, Arthropoda, Insecta, Lepidoptera, Nymphalidae. Gene Ontology annotation, molecular function: medium-chain fatty acid-CoA ligase activity. The record is from RefSeq and is a predicted model, not a curated record.
GUGUCAUUCGUCAGACUCGUACAUAUUGACUUUAUUCAAUAAUGUUAAACAAAAGUGUGUGUUUUUUAUCGAAAAGACUUGCAAGUGUAGCUAACUUAAGGUUAGCCCGUAAUCUUCAUCGACAUUCACAUGAAGGCUAUCUGCACAAUCUUGGAAGCGAACCCCUGGUACAUGCCAGCUUGGGCGAUGUGGUAGCGAAGACAGCACACCGAUACCCGGGACGAGUUGCCAUCCGUUCCAUACAUGAAGACCUCUCUAUUACUUAUGAUGAUUUGUUGAAUCAAGCCGAUUCUUUAGGAUGUGCACUUAGAGAUAACGGUUUCGAGAAAGGAGAUAGGUUGGGGAUCUGGUCUCAUAACUGUAUCGGAUGGGUCGUGGCGCUUGUGGCAGCCGCUAGAGUUGGACUCAUAUCGGUUUUUAUCAACCCCGCAUAUGAGAUGAAUGAGUUAGGUUUUUGUAUAAAGAAAACCCAAAUGAAAGGAUUGUUGAUCGGCGAAACAAUUAAGAAAAGAGAUUACAUAGGACGAUUAAACAAAAUCUUACCAGAACUGCAAACGUCAAAAGAAGGGUCACUCGCAUCACAAAUAUUUCCAAAUCUUACGACUAUUAUGACUUUAGGAAAAGAAAACAUUAAUGGUGUAUCUACCGUAGACUCCUUGAUAAACAGAUACAAAAACAAUUGUGAAAUUUCAAAAUAUGGCAAGGAAAUAAAACCAGAGGACGGCAGCAUUUGUCUCUUGACAUCUGGCACAACGGGUAAUCCAAAAGCUGCUUUAGAUUCUCAUUUAGCUGUCGUCAAUAAUACUUAUUUUUCUGGCAAAAGGUUGUUAUUAAACGAGGAACAUCAAACAGUAUGCUUACAGUCACCAUUGUUUCAUGCUUUGGGCUCAAUAGUGACGUUGAUCUCUGCAUUGCAACAUGGUUCGACAAUCGUGAUCCCUGCGCCUAUAUAUAAUGUAGCUGCUAAUAUCAAUGCCCUGUGCGCUGAAAAAUGCACAGUCGUUACUGGUACGCCUACAAUGUACGUCGAUAUGCUGUCACAGAUAGCGAAUAUGGGCCAACUGCCCAUCAAAUUACGCAUUGCUCUUGCAGCCGGCGCACCCUGUAGUCCUCAGUUGAUCAAACAAAUGAAUGAACAAAUGAAAAUUAAUUAUGUGAGCGCACUUUAUGGACUGACUGAAACAACAGCCUCCGUGUUUCAAUCGCUACCUGGGGACAGUAUUGAUGUUGUUGCUGAAUCUGUUGGUUAUAUAGCCGACCAUACUGAAGUGAAGGUAGUCGAUGAAAAAGGAGAAAUGGUACCAUUCGGUGUUCCCGGAGAAUUAAUGGUUAGAGGCUACAAUAAUAUGAUUUGUUACUGGGAUGAACCGGAAAAGACAAAGAAGACGCUAAGAGAAGAUGGUUGGUUGUAUACAGGAGACAAAUUUACAUUAUCUCCAGAUGGCUACGGAAGGAUCGUUGGGAGAUUUAAAGACAUCAUCAUACGGGGAGGAGAGAACAUUGCGCCGAAAGAGAUCGAGGACCAGUUGAGCACACACCCAGACAUAGUAGAAUGUCAGGUAAUUGGAGUAGCAGAUGAAAGACUGGGUGAAGAACUUUGCGCGGUUGUAUUAUUAAAAGAAGGAGCAAAAUUCACAUUAGAAAACAUGGUGACCCACUGUAAUGGAAAAUUAGCUCGUUUCAAAAUACCUAGACUUUUAAAAACUGUUAACGAAUUUCCUAGGACAGCGUCAGGUAAAAUACAGAGGUACAAAAUAAAGGAACUAAUUGAAUCAGGAAAAAUAUGAAUAUUACAAAAAUAUAACCAUUUUUUUAUAAUUAUAACAACUAAUAAUAUCACUGAGGUAACUUCUUCACUUAGUUUGUGGUUGUUCACCUUUAAUAUUACUUAGAAAGGGUAAGAUACUUUUAAGUAAUAUUUUGCUUUUAUGUAUGUAAACAUAAUAAUAACACAUAUAUAGUCACUUUACAUAUUUAAUUUAAAAUCUUUAAUAUAUUUAAUUUAUUAAAACAAGUUUUUAUUUUAUUUAUGUUUAGAAAUAAAUUAAAUUUAAUAUUCAAUAUUGUAUUAGAAUUUAGAAGCAAAUGUGCGUGCCUGCAUUAUUAUCACCUAAAAUACAGAUUGUUACAGCUUGAGUGUAUUGUUCUUAUAAAUUAAUUUAUAUUCUUCUACACAUUUAAAAUAUUAUUAUUAAGUUUUUAUUUAAGAAUGUGAGGUUUCCUUUUUAUUAUUAUCAAAUAUCUGCUCAAUCAUUAGGAUAAAAUUUUAUAAUUUUGUUGCAAUAUUUGACC